AUGGCUCCGGACCCCAGCGGCCCCCGCAGCCUCCUGCUGCUCAGCUGCUGCCUUGCCGCUGCCCAUGCUGAAAUGAUGGGCCUGGAAUGGCUGUGGUCCCCUAGGAUUGUGGGACAGCCAGAGACACUGGCCUCCAAGCCCCCGAGCCGACCACCUGUGCAGCCCACUGUGGACCCCACCACGCAUGUGGACUCUACCACACACAUGGACCCCACCACACACGUGGCACUCCAGAAUGGCCUUACAGAGCAGACGAACGCCCCUGCCACCCUGGCUUCCAUCCCAAACAAGAAGGAGGAGAACAUUGCUGGCAUGGGAGCCAAGAUCCUGAACAUGGCCCAGGGCAUUCGGAGUUUCGUCCAGUUGUGGGAUGAUGGCACCAUCACAGAGAGUGCAGCCAGGAUGGAUACCUCGGUCUCCACAGCCCCCGUGGAACCCUCCACCCUUUCUUCAUCCUCAAGCACCCCUGCAGCCCCCAGCUCCCAGGACACCCUGGAGACUCAUCUUAGCACCCUGCCAGCACUCACUCAGGUGCUUCCCUCAUCGAGUGGGCCCCGGGCCCUUCUUAGGGGCCCCUCGAUGCUCCCACCAUCUCCAGGUACAGCUCCUCUUUCCUUCUGGAAGCCGCUCCCACGUCUGGACGGUGGAGAACUCCUGCCCGGCCAGCAGGACCAGCACACCAGCCUCCCCCACCGCGUGCCUCAUCUGCAUCCCUUGGUGAUGGGCUCUACUCAUGCUGUCUCCUCUGACUUCUCUGAUGCCCGCUCAGCCCAGCGUGGUAGGGGGGACCUGCUUGGUGACCCUGGUGGUGGGGGCAGCCAUAUGCAGAAGGACCACCCAGCCGAAUGGUCUCUGGUCACAGCUUUAAUCAGGGAUCUUGGUGAUUGGGGUUCUCACCUGGCUAAUUCCUCCAGUCCUGGUCUCGCUAAUGCCUCUGAACCACUUGCUGCUGCUGGGCCGUCUGCUGGCCGCUGCCGGCCUCUGCCACCCUCAAUGCUGCUCUGCCGACACUUGGGCAUUGGUCACACCCAGCUGCCCAACCACCUCGGCCAUGAGAGUGAUGAGGAGGUGAGGGUGGCCGCGCAGGCCUGGGGGGACCUCCUCCAGACGGGCUGCCACCACUUCCUGGGGUGGUUCUUCUGCCUGCUCUUGGCACCCCCCUGCGGCGCUGCCCCACCUCCUGGCCCGCCACCCUGCCGCCAGUUCUGCGAGGCCCUGGAAGACGCGUGCUGGAGCCACCUGGAGGGCGGCAGGCUGCCUGUGGCCUGUGCCUCUCUGCCUGCUCAGGAGGAUGGGCACUGUGUGUUCAUUGGGGCCGCAGAUAGUGCUGGUGCAGAGGAGGUGGGCCUCUUGCAGCUCCUUGGGGAUCCCCCGCCCCCACAAGUCACCCAGAUUGAGGACCCAGAUGUCGGCCCAGCCUAUGUCUUCGGUCCAGACGCCAAUAGUGGCCAGGUGGCUCGCUAUCACCUGCCCAAUCCCUUCUUCCGGGACUUCUCUCUCCUCUUCCACGUGAAGCCAGCUACAGAGGACGCAGGAGUGCUAUUUGCCGUCACAGACGAAACUCAGGCGGUGGUCCGAGUGGGCGUGAAGCUCUCAAGCGUGCAGAACCGGCAGCAGCACAUACAGCUCCUAUACACGGUGCCAGGCGCAGAGCGCACGCGCACGGCAGCCAGCUUCCGCCUGCCCUCCUUCACCAACCAGUGGACCCGCUUCUCGCUCAGUGUGGAGGGCGGCACUGCAGUGCUCUACGUGGACUGCGAGGAGAUCCAGAGGCUGCCCUUCCAACGUUCCCUGAGGGGCUUGGAGCUGGAGCCCGGUGCUGGCGUCUUUGUGGGUCAGGCUGGAGGGGCAGACCCCGACAAGUUUCAGGGGCUGAUUGCAGAGCUAAAAGUGAGUGGGGAUCCCCGGAUGAGCCCCCUGCAUUGCCUGGAGGAGGAUGAUGAUGAUACAGAUGGGGCAUCAGGAGAUUUUGGAAGUGGGCUCGAGGACAACCAGGAUGACCGCAUGCAAGAAUCGGGAUCUUCUCUGAAGCCUGGCCUGCCUGAGGCUCCACCGGUCACUUCUCCACCCUUGGCUGAAGGGAGCAACGUAGAAGAUACUAGAACUGAAGAAAUCGAGGAGGAAACUACAGUGCCUAUGCUAGGAGGGAGAGGGGUUGUGAUGAGGGUUGAAUCUCCAAAUAGUUCAAUAAAAGAGAAAGGUCUGAAGGGACAGAAGGGAGAACCAGGAGCCCAGGGCCUGCCUGGCCCACCUGGGCCCCAGGGUCACCCAGGCUCUGCUAUCCUGAGACCUGAUGGUCCUCCUUUACAGCCUGUCCCUGGGCCACAGGGACCCCCUGGGCCACCAGGGAGGGAUGGCACCCCAGGAAAGGACGGCGAGCCGGGAGACCCCGGUGAAGAUGGAAAGCAGGGUGACACUGGGCCUCAGGGCUUCCCAGGAACCCCAGGAGAGAUAGGUCCUAAGGGUGAGAAGGGGGACCCUGGGGUUGGACCACGUGGACCGCCAGGGCCCCAGGGGCCUCCAGGACCUCCAGGGCCAUCUUUCAGACAUGACAAGCUGACCUUCAUCGACAUGGAGGGGUCAGGGUUUGGCGGUGACCUGGAGACCCUCAGGGGCCCACGUGGCUUCCCUGGACCCCCUGGACCUCCUGGUGUCCCAGGCCUGCCCGGCGAGCCUGGCCGCUUUGGGGUGAACAGCACGGAUGUCCCAGGACCUGCAGGCCUCCCUGGGGUGCCUGGGAGAGAAGGCCCCCCCGGGCGUCCUGGUCUUCCAGGACCCCCAGGCCCUCCAGGAAAAGAAGGACAGCGAGGAGAGAAUGGCCAGAAAGGAAGCCUCGGUGAAGUGGGUGCCCCAGGACCUAAGGGAGAUCAGGGAGAGCCUGGCCCCAUUGGUGCUCCUGGGAAGAAUGGUGUGGCAGGAGCCCCUGGACCAGCUGGACCUCAAGGACCCCCAGGGCCCCCUGGGCCGCCUGGGCCCCCUGGACCAGGAUUUGCAGCAGGAUUUGACGACAUGGAAGGUUCUGGAAUGCCCUUCUGGUCAACAUCUGGAGGCUCCGUUGGGCCGCAGGGAACGAUCGGCCUGCCAGGACUCAAGGGAGAUCCUGGAAUGGCUGGGCCACCUGGAGUCAAGGGUGAAGUAGGACAGAAUGGUGCUCCUGGAUAUCCUGGUGUCCCUGGAAAAGAUGGUGCAGCUGGGCCGCAGGGACCAAAAGGAGAUAAAGGGAGUCAAGGAGAAAAGGGUGACCCAGGCAAGGAUGGCGUGGGGAAGCCUGGCCUUCCAGGACCCCCGGGACCCCCAGGACCUGUGGUCUACAUGUCGGUGGAGCAGGACAAGGCGAUAACAAGUGUGCCGGGACUCGAGGGCAGGCCGGGGUAUGCGGGCCUCCCCGGACCGGCUGGCCCAAAGGGUGACUUGGGCUCCAGAGGUGAGCCUGGCUUCCCAGGGCAGAAGGGUGAGAAGGGUGAGCCUGGCACCAUCUUCAACCCUGACGGCACCGUCUUGACCCCUGCCCAGAAAGGAGCCAAGGGCGAGCCAGGCUUCCGAGGACCUCCGGGCCCCUACGGACGACCUGGGCAUAAGGGCGAGAUUGGCUUUCCUGGGCGGCCGGGCCGCCCAGGGAUGAACGGUCUAAAGGGAGAGAAAGGGGAGCCUGGCAGUGCUGGUGCUGGAUUAAUGCAGUGUCCACCUGGACCCCCAGGCCCUCCAGGGCUCCCAGGCCCUCCUGGAAUGCCUGUCUACGACAGCAACGCAUUUGCCAACUCCGGCCGCCCAGGGCCUCCGGGAUUGCCAGGGUUCCAGGGACCUUCUGGACCAAAAGGCGACAAAGGAGAAGUGGGCCCCCCUGGACCCCCAGGGCAGUUCCCAUUUGACCUCCUCACCUUGGAGACUGAGAUGAAGGGUGAGAAGGGAGAUCGAGGGGACACUGGGCAGAAAGGAGAGAGGGGUGAACCAGGAGGUGGUGGAUUCUUCGGCUCCAGUGUGCCAGGCCCGCCUGGUCCUCCUGGACCACCAGGUUACCCUGGGAUUCCGGGUUCCAAGGGAGAGAGUGUUCGGGGUCAGCCUGGCCCACCAGGCCCUCAGGGACCCCCUGGCAUUGGCUAUGAGGGGCGCCAGGGACCUCCCGGGCCUCCUGGACCCCCAGGGCCCCCAGGACUCCCCUCGUUUCCUGGCCCUCACAGGCAGACCAUCAGUGUUCCUGGUCCUCCUGGCCCACCUGGCCCUCCAGGUCCCCCUGGAACCACAGGAGCAUCAUUGGGUGUGAGGAUCUGGGCCACAUACCAGACCAUGCUGAACAAGGUGCACGAGGUGCCCGAGGGCUGGCUCAUCUUCGUGGCUGAGAGGGAAGAGCUGUACGUCCGGGUCCGGAAUGGGUUCAGGAAGGUUCUGCUGGACGCCCGGACGCCCCUGCCACGUGGGACGGACAAUGAAGUGGCCGCUCUGCAGCCCCCUGUGCUACGUGAGGGCCUAUACUCCUGGCAGGAGCCCCCACGCUCUACAACACAGUCUGGCCGGCUGUAUGGCGUCCUGGCCAACCCUCCUCGCCUGACAGACCCCCAGCCCUACCCUGGAGUCUCUCACCAUGGCUCCUACACACACCUCCAGCCAGCUCGCCCCACCAUCACACCUGUCCACGUCCACGCCCAAGCCCAUGACCAUGCCCGGGACCACACUCACCAUGACUUCCAGCCAGUGCUCCACCUGAUCGCCCUCAAUGGGCCCCUCACGGGCGGCCUGCGCGGCAUCCGUGGCGCCGACUUCCAGUGCUUCCAGCAGGCGCGGGCCGUGGGCCUGACCGGUACCUUCCGCGCCUUCCUGUCCUCGCGGCUGCAGGACCUGCACAGCAUUGUGCGCCGUGCCGACCGCGAGAACGUGCCCAUCGUCAACCUCCAGGAUGAAGUGCUGUUCCCCAGCUGGGAGGCUUUGUUCUCCGGCUCCCAUGGUCAGUUGAGGCCUGGGGCCCGCAUCUUCUCCUUCGAUGGCAGAGACGUCCUGAGUCACCCUGCCUGGCCCCAGAAGAGCAUAUGGCAUGGCUCAGACCCCAGCGGGCGUCGUUUGAUCGAGAGCUACUGCGAGACAUGGAGGACAGAGAGCACGGCGGCCAUGGGCCAGGCCUCCUCGCUGCUGGCGGGCAGGCUGCUGGGGCAGAAGGCUGAGAGCUGCCACAAUGCUUUCAUCGUCCUGUGCAUUGAGAACAGCUUCAUGACUGCCUCCUCCUAG
Molecule: messenger RNA, 5217 nt
Organism: Elephantulus edwardii (Cape elephant shrew)
Lineage: Eukaryota; Metazoa; Chordata; Mammalia; Macroscelidea; Macroscelididae
Gene: COL18A1
Product: collagen, type XVIII, alpha 1
Exons: 41
Coding region: 1-5217 (1738 amino acids)
Cellular component (GO): basement membrane
Molecular function (GO): protein binding
Source: RefSeq, a predicted model, not a curated record